Moneuplotes crassus is the source of this 1900-nucleotide messenger RNA. The record is from the annotation of a GenBank genome assembly. NCBI's taxonomy places the organism in Eukaryota, Ciliophora, Spirotrichea, Euplotida, Euplotidae.
CUAAUAAUGUCUAAUUACUACGAUAAAUAUUACCAAAAUACUGAAGCUGUUAAUGAGCUUCAAGAUAAAGAACUCUUCAAGACUAUGCCAAUCAAGCUUUCAUGGCAUGACCUCUCCUACUCAGUGAGUGUUAGGAAGACUGAGAAUUCUGAUAAUGUGCAAAAUGGCAAGAAGCAGCUUCUUAAACCUCAGAAUGGUUAUGUAAACUCAGGAGAAACCUUAUUCAUCAUGGGAUCUUCUGGAGCAGGUAAAACAACCUUACUCAAUGCACUAUGCGAUCGUAUCAGCAAGGGAAAAGGAACUAAGUUUGAAGGAAAAAUCAUGAUCAAUGAUUCCUUAGAAGUUUCAUCUAGAAAUUUCAGAAAGUACGGAGCAUAUGUGAUGCAAGAUGAUGCACUAUUACCAACACUCACUUGUGAGGAGACGAUCAAGUUUGCUGCUAGGCUGAAGCUUAAUAUAAAAGGGCAAGAACUCAAGGCAAAAGUUGAAGAGAUUCUUGAGUCUCUUUCUCUUCUGAAAUGUAGAAAUACUUACAUAGGAAAUGGAGAGAAGAAAGGCCUAAGUGGAGGAGAAAGGAAAAGAGUAUCAAUAGGGGUUGAAUUAGUAGCCAAUCCUUCUCUUCUUUUUCUUGAUGAGCCUACUUCAGGGUUAGACUCUUUUACUGCUCAUAAGAUAGUUGAUCUUCUUCACAAGCAAGCUCAGAUGGGAAGAGCUGUGGUUUCUACUAUUCAUCAGCCAAGUUCCAAAACAUUCAAACUUUUUGACAGAUUGCUUCUCUUAAUGGAUGGUAACCCUAUAUUCCAAGGACCGGCUGAUGAGUCAAUGGACUAUUUUACAUUCUUUAAUUAUCAGACACCAAGAUUUAUGAACCCAGCAGAUUAUUACUUGAAGAAGUUCUAUGUUCCUUACAAAAAGAGUGAGAAGGAUAUUAAAAAUAUCAAUACUCUUGUGGAAGGCUAUCAGUCCCUAAUUGACCCAUACAUUGUCAAGAAACAGAAGGAAUUACAGCAUGAAGAAGUCACUAUGCAGAUGCUUGAAGAUAACUCUCAAAGUGCUGGGUUCUUCACUCAGUUCCAUGAGCUCAAUAAACGUGCCUUUAAGAAUUUCCUCAGAGAUAUGACAAAUUUCUACAUGAGAAUUUCACAACUCUUUGUGAUUAUUGUGUUGGUCAUCUGUACAUUCUGGGAUCUAGGAAAUGGACCGAGUAGCGUCACCAACAAAGCAGGAAUGUUCAACUUUGUCAGCGUCAAUGAGAACUUUACACCCUUUCUAUCAUGCUUGCUAGUGUUUAUGAUCGAAAAGCCAGUUUUCAUGAGAGAGCAUGCGAAUGGAACAUAUGGACUUGUCCCAUAUUUCUUUUCCAAAACAUUUGUCGAACUUCCACUAAGUUUGAUCUUCCCUAUCCUCUUCAGCAUGAUUGUUUAUUUCCCUAGUGGGCUGACUCCUGAUUUUGAGAGGUACCUUAUCUUCAUCUUGAUACUAACUCUCUCUGUGAUUACCUCAACAUCAAUUGCUUUCUUGUUUGGAAGUAUCUUCACGGAUCCUGGGGUUGCUACGAAUGUAGCGACCACCACUCUCCUGCCGAUGAUUCUUUACGCAGGUUUUGCAAUAAACAUCGGAGAUAUGCCAUCAUUUUCCAAAUGGGCUCUAUAUCAUUCUUUUCUGAGGUACUCAAACGAGGCACUUCAAAGGAACGAGUUUGAAGAUAACCCAGACUAUGAUUUCUUAGCGAAGCCUAUCUACGAUACCUAUCAUUACGGCAUAGGCAUGUGGAACUGCUUGCUUAUCUUACUGUGAUAUGCCUUAGUCCUCAGACUUGGAGCCCUGCUUUGCCUGAAACUCAGCAUCAGAAGAUUUUAUUAGGCUACACAAUUUUAGUAUAAAGAAUAUAAUUCAGUUU